GUGGUAUGUUUCUUGUCACGGUGAUGCCACUUCCGUUACAGCACUUGAAUGGUUUCUGUAUUCGCCCGGGACAAGCUCGCUUCUGAUUUCUCUUUUUACCCGCUAAAACCUUCAAACGACGCACUAAACUCUUUACGAGAUGUCGUUGCUUGUUUUGGACGCAAGAGAUACCUACAUCGAUGAGGAAACCGGCGAAGAAAUUGAAGCAACGCUUAUGAAUUUCAAGCCUGUGGCAUUCUGCUCUGCUGCAGAGGACGCCGUGUUAAACGAGCUUGAAUUUGAAAGCAACAGCAUGCCAAGGAUAGAGCAAGAAACCAGUCUGCCGCAGUUGAUAGAGCUGAAAACUGUAAAGAAAGAAGAAGAUUCAACGCUUGAUUUAAAGACUGUUUUGGGAGAUCUCAAGGACAGCGUCGAGGAAAAAGUCGACAUUGAUGGUGUCAGCAAAGGGGAUGGGGAGAUGCCGAUUAUGAAUUCCAAACCUGAGGCACUCCGUUCUGCUAAAGAUUAUAAUGAGGAUGCUGUUCUAUGCAAGUCUGACUUGAAUAACAACAACAUACUAGAGAUAAAGCAAGAAGUAAAAGAAGAGAGUAUAGUUUUUUAUGCAUGUAAAGCUACUCUCAAACACGAAACCGGCCUGUCGCAGCUGAUAGAGUUAAAAACCAUUAAAGAAGAGGAGGUCACGCUUGAUCUACAGGAGGUGCUAGGAGAUCUAAAGAAAAGCGACUACGAGUCAGAUGAAGACGUCGAUAUUGAUGAUGUCAGUGAAGGGGGCGUGACGAAAAAGCAAAUCCAAUCCAAUGAGAUUAGUCACAAGAAGUACGUCUGCUCGACCUGUGGGAAACAGUAUAAACAAUCUGGUCACAUGAGGAGGCACGAGCGUUCCCAUGAACAUGGGCAUUCGGAUAAGGGCAAAAGUGACACUAGACACCAUUGCUCCAUUUGCCAAGAGACCUUUACGAGGCACGAAAGUCUAAAACGACACGUUAAAAAACUACACACAAAUGGGGAGACCAUUGGAGGGCAAAAGGCGCCAACUGAGUUCAAACAUAAAUGCACCUUGUGUGGAAAAAAGUUCAAAGAACCCCAAAGUCUUCCAAGACAUAUUCGCCUCACCCACGAAGGUGAAAAGAGCUUCAAAUGCGACAAGUGUGAUAAGCGGUUCACUCAAGGAAGCGGUUUGCAACGGCAUAUGCUGAUUCACGAGGAAAAAAAGUUCGAGUGUAAAAAUUGUGGGAAGACGUUUGCGAGAUCGUUUGUGCUGAGAAGGCAUUUGCUCACACACACUGAUGACAAGCCGUAUAAAUGUUUUGUUUGUAGUAAGGGAUUUAUACGCGCGUCACAGCUCAGUGAUCAUGUUUGGAACCAUCGAAAAGACGAUAGAAAGUUGCCAUUGUCCGGCCCACUAGCGUCCAUCUAAGCAGGCCCUUUCCAAACAACUUUUUCACAUCUUUGAGUUUAUGAUUUCUUCUUAGGAUAACAUUUAAACAGAAUAACAAAAUUAUAUAUAUAUAUAUAUUCUUUUUUUUUUUAUUCAUCAUAUUUGUAAUUUUGUUAUUCUGUUUAAAUGAGUGAGUGCAGGCGUUCAUAAAACAGUGCUCAAUACAUAGGUGUAGAGCGGGGUAUAUCUUGGUUUGUAGGGAAAAAAAACACGCGAACUACCGUUUCAUCUCUACAAGCCUGUUUCGUGGUUGCCCACUCAUCAUAUUCUUAAUAAAUCUCCUGAUGAGUGGCAACCACGAAACAGGCUUGACUCGACUUUAAUAAGACUUCUUCAGGGCAUACUCAAGAAGGGCAGACGACAAUUUGGAGUCCAAUUCCAGUUUUUGGUGUAUUAUAUUGUUUUUCUUUUGUAUGAACAUGUUCCUAGCAUGUUACAAUUUGAUUGAAAUCUCAGGCUGAACACUUUUGUAAAAGGUUUCAUAUAAAACAAAAAAAGAGUGUACACAUACAAGAUGCUAUUUAACCGCAAUUUAUUUUUCUGAUUUUAAGCGAACAGGUACGAGUUAUUAAGUUUAGCAGUAUCUAUCAAGAAGUAUAUUUUUUUACAACGAAGGAAUUUAUAUUCUAAAUAAAAAAAACGUUUAAACAUUU
Nematostella vectensis (starlet sea anemone) is the source of this 2091-nucleotide messenger RNA. RefSeq names its product zinc finger and SCAN domain-containing protein 12. NCBI's taxonomy places the organism in Eukaryota, Metazoa, Cnidaria, Anthozoa, Actiniaria, Edwardsiidae. The record is from RefSeq and is a predicted model, not a curated record. Gene Ontology annotation, molecular function: DNA-binding transcription factor activity; RNA polymerase II cis-regulatory region sequence-specific DNA binding. The transcript is spliced from 2 exons. Gene Ontology annotation, biological process: regulation of transcription by RNA polymerase II. The coding region runs from base 140 to 1417 and encodes 425 amino acids.